Molecule: messenger RNA, 657 nt
Organism: Solanum verrucosum
Lineage: Eukaryota; Viridiplantae; Streptophyta; Magnoliopsida; Solanales; Solanaceae
Exons: 5
Coding region: 37-657 (206 amino acids)
Source: RefSeq, a predicted model, not a curated record
UAUUGGAAACACCCAACUGUUCAAGACACAUGCGAGAUGAAUUCUCAAAACAGGAAAAAACAAAAGUGGAGGCAUCGAAUGGGACCUAUUAAUUUUGCAAGAGUAUGCGUGGCAUUGCGUGCAGCCAAAGACAACAACGAAGAACCAUCAAAGCCUGAAAUGUUUAUUGCAACUCGUACCAAGACGGGAAAGGAAAUCCAGGCUGAUACCCAAGUUGCAAUAGCUGAACUUCAAAAUCGCCAAAAUUCUGGGGAAACAACUGAUGAUGCAUUUAGGGCAGUGUUUGGAAAGGAGCAGCCUGGUCGACUUAGGUGCUAUGGUAGAUCAGUGACAACAAGUUCUUUGAAGAAAGAUGAGGAAAUUAACAAUCUAAAACAAAAGCAUGCCAAUGAAAUCACUUCUCUAAAGGAAGAAUUGAGAGAAGAAAUGCGACAUUUAUUCACUCAAUUGCUGCAAAACAACCCUGGAUUGAAUUUUCAAGAUAUACCAGGGUGUGUUGGAUCUAACAUUGCUUCACCUAUUGAUGCAAGUAGCGCACAAGCUGUAAGAGGCACAAAUCUUCCACAUUCUUCAGGGUCAGCUCAUGAUUUGGUUCUUCAAAAGUUGUAUGAGUGUUGUAUUGUGUUGAAGGAGGACUCUACUGAUUUUGGGUUGUAG